This is a messenger RNA of Kalmanozyma brasiliensis GHG001, 1818 nucleotides long. RefSeq names its product Hly-III-related. Lineage: Eukaryota; Fungi; Basidiomycota; Ustilaginomycetes; Ustilaginales. The transcript has 3 exons. Gene Ontology annotation, cellular component: membrane. Bases 1 to 1818 code for a protein of 605 amino acids. Gene Ontology annotation, molecular function: signaling receptor activity. The record is from RefSeq and is a predicted model, not a curated record.
AUGGCCGCCGCAACAACCACACCGAUCGCGGUGCAUCGCCCGCGGACCCUCGUGUCGGCGUGGCUCUUCCUCAGCUCCUUUGUCGUCGCCUGGGAUAUCGGCUACAUUCUGCUGCGACCAAGAAGUAUGCUCGGCGGUGACCUGCAUUGGAUCUGGUCACCCUACUCACUCUACAUGAACGUCGACUACAUCUACGGUCUGCCCUCGUGGGACAGCAAGGAUGGCUUCCCCGCCGCCCAGUCGCUCAUGAACGUCGGCGAGAGCAUUCUCAACCUGUUCUACAUCUAUCUCGUACACGUCAAGGCGACGCCCUCCUCACUGGCUGUGGCACCCAUCUGGGGUCUGACUGCGGUCGUCAUGACGCUCUCCAAGACAAUCCUUUACGUUCUCAACGACUACUGCUGUGGAUGGUGCAAGACGGGACACAACGACUGGUACACGCUUAUCGUCUAUUGGAUCCUCCCCAAUGGUCUCUGGAUCCUCUUCCCCUCCAUCAUCGCUUUCGUGUUCAUCCGAGAACUGUCUACGACGCUCAAGGUCGCGGCUGGAGUACAAGGUGCGAUCAAUCAUACUCCCCUGCAGCCCAUCGCCGCCGCCACGACGGCCGGUGAAGGAACAAGUGAAAAGACGUCAGGGUUGGGCUCUAAUCCGUAUCUGGUUGAUCAUUCGCAGCUCCCGAGCUGGGCACAGGACAACGCGUGGAUCGUCAAGGGCUACCGUCGCCCCGGAGGAACACACCAAGAGGAAAGGCUAAAAAGCUUUGACCACGGAACCGUGUACAAGUGCUGGCGUAGCGUCUGGCUCUAUUGGCACAACGAAUCUGUCAACAUUCACACGCAUCUGUGGGGUGCUGUCUUGUCUGUCGGCCUUUCUGCUAGUCACCUGCUCCAGCAUUUCGACCUUUUUCCCGCCUUCGUCCGCCCUCUUUCGCACCAUCGCUUCUUCUAUCCGUCCAGCCUGACGUUUACCACCUUGUCCGGCAAAGUGCUCCGUCUCGCCUCCGCCUCUUACCCAUUCACUCCGACUUCCAUUCCCGUCCGCUCCGAUCUCCCCUCAACAUCGACAAGCUUCCUCGGUCGUGCGCUCUCCCUCCUCACCUCAUCCGCCGCUCCAGCUUCCACCAUCACCACCAAGCUGACCAACCUCACCAUCCGCGGUCCUGACACACUCGACAUCUUGGGCUUUACCACCUUCUUCAUCGGCGCCAUCAUCUGCCUCGGCUUCUCCGCGACCUUCCACACGGUCCAGUGUCACUCCCAACGUCUUGCCAAGCAGUGCAACAAGCUCGACUACGUCGGCAUUGUCGUCAUGAUCGUUGGCUCCUUCCUCCCUGCCUUGCACUACGGGUUCUACUGUCAUCCGCAUUUCCAACUGGCCUAUUCUGUUGCGAUCACCUCCCUCGGUGCGCUAGCGAUGUAUGUUGUGAUUGCGCCUUCGUAUGCUACGCCGGAGUAUCGAUUCCAUCGCACCUGCGUGUUUCUCGUCCUGGGUCUGUCGGCGGUCAUCCCCGUCGCUCACGUGCUGCAGCUCUACGGCUACCGAACCAUGACCCAAACCAUGGGCUUGCGGUUCCUCAUCCUCUCCGGAGCGCUCUACGUCGUAGGUGCCUGCCUCUACGCUGCGAGGAUCCCGGAACGAUUUGCACCCGGCAGGUUCGAUUUGUUUGGAGCAAGUCAUCAGAUCUUUCACUUUCUCAUCCUCGGCGCUGCCGCAGCUCACUAUGUGAGUAUUAGGAGAGCCUAUGCGUUCUGGCACACCGUCGAGGCGUUGGGUGCUGAUGGUGGGAGAGCUGGUGUCUGCGCUGCGUUGCAGGGGUAG